Talaromyces atroroseus is the source of this 4341-nucleotide messenger RNA. RefSeq lists its product as hypothetical. Bases 1 to 4341 code for a protein of 1446 amino acids. The transcript is spliced from 3 exons. Lineage: Eukaryota; Fungi; Ascomycota; Eurotiomycetes; Eurotiales; Trichocomaceae. The record is from RefSeq and is a predicted model, not a curated record. Gene Ontology annotation, molecular function: protein binding.
AUGAUGGACCAUUCCGCUGGAGCCCCAGCAUCCCAGGAACCACUUUCCAACCAGGACACUGCCGUCAAGACCAGUGAAUCAUAUUUGAGCUCGGCCGAGACUCGCCAGGAAGAUGGUUUAUUCCCAGGACGUAAACGCAAGCAUUACUCAUCUGAAGAGCAACAGGUCGGCAAUCGACGCGUGAUGAUACCUGUGCGUGGUGGUAAUGAUGAUGAUGAUGGUGGUGGUGGUGGUGAUGAUGAUGAUAAUGAUGAUAUUGCAGAUCUGCAUUAUACCCAAAGCAGCCCAGGACGUGCUAAGAAACCGAGACUGGGACAUGACAAACCUGCAUCUGACAGGUCACAGCUUCUUCCCAUGGAGAUCUGGCACUACAUUUUCUCAUUUCUUGAUCCCAAAGCCCUGGGUGUUCUUCUACGCGUCAGUAGGACCUUCCAUGGAUUUCUCACUAAAGAUCGCGACCCGUUGGAUUCUUCAGCUUCAGCUAAAGGUGUCCUCAAACCUGUAUCGUCUAAUUUUAUUUGGUCUUCCGCCCGGAAGUUAUUUCAUCCUGGAAUGCCCCGACCGUUGGCCAAUAUGACUGAAUUAGAUAUGUGGAGAUUGAUUAGAGCAACCAACUGUGAAGUCUGUGGAAAGAAUGAUUCAUCCCCUCCGUCGCCCACCAGUUCCUCUGCAUGGGAGAGAGGUCCAGGCAUUAAUGGAGUCCGUAUCUUUUGGCCCUUUGGCAUAAGGGCAUGUUGUCAAUGUUUCCUCACACUCACAAAAAAGGAUGUGGACCUUGUUUUAUCGCCUCUGCCAACUUUCCUUCUGCCAGGCCUUUCAUUUGUGCUUAUGACCCCUUAUAUGCAUAUGGUGCCCAGUGUGGUUUUGCGAUCCAACGAGAGUCCCCCGGCUGACCUACAUCUUACAAAAUAUUAUUUCAAUUCCGAUAUAGAGUACUUAAUGCAGGAAUUCGAUCACGUGAAAUCCCUGGGCCCGGCUACUUUGGAGGAAUGGAUCAAAGGACUUGAAAGCAAGGGUAAAAGAAAAAUGGCAGAUACGGCGCGGUGGGAACAGUGGGAGAAUAGCGGCGGCCUGUACGAAGUCAGACUUGAUUUCCGUGGACAGAGUACUAACAAUGACCCGCGCAGUAAAUCCAGUCAUCAUCACUCCAUGCCCCAAGAUAUGUCCAGAUCAGAGCAUCCCACAUUGUCCCCUUUCCGAGGAUUGGCCCAUAACGGAGUUCCCUCUGUACCCCCUGGCUUCAUUACUAAUUCUUCUCCAUCUAAGCUUGAUCAGAGCCGUGGUGGACGGAGCCUACGCGAUGUGGACGAAGCUAAGGCUUCACGAAGAGCGGAGAUUGAACGCCGUUGUUUAGCAUUGCGUCCUCCGCUGACAGCUCCUGUCUUGAGCCAUAUGGAAUCCUUCUCGGCAGCAAUACAAAUCCCACAUGAACUUACUGAUAAGGACUGGGAGUAUCUGAAACCGCGUUUACUGGCACAGCGAGAAAUGGCAGAGAAGAAAGAGAUUGAUCGCUUGCAAGAGUCUCGACUUCUCCAGGCCAAGACGGAAGAACGCCGACAACAAGAAGCGCGGUCGAAACAGGAGAAAGAAUCCCUGGAUCAUCAAUGGGAUGAUGCGCAGCGUCUGAUUCAUGACCAGAUAAAUAUGUAUGCUGACGAAAUCAUCGCGAAGAACCGGAACGACGGGGCGACGCUCUCUAAAGACAAAUGCGCCCAAUUUGCUGCAGAUGUCUUGAUGCAUGUGCGGAGUAGGUUCUACGCCCAUAUCCAAGAGGAAGAUGCCAUCGCCCGCGCGUCUGGCGUGGCUGUUAAAGCUGAUUCUCCAGACGCACCUCCCACACGCAAGCUGGUUCUUGAAAACAUGAAGUGGGUCUAUGACACUAAAAUAAAACCCCUGACGGAGAAAUAUUCGAAGGAGCUGUUCCUUUGCAAUGGCUGCGAGAAUAAUUCAAGGCUUUAUGGCUUUGAAGGGGUCGUUCAACAUUACGCCGCAAAGCAUACGACUGCUUUGAGUGCUGGGAGUGUGAUAGUGUUUUGGCGCGCCGAAUGGCCCGAAAAGCCGCCCUUUCAUCCCAACCCCAAUGCUGCCAGAGCCCUACUCCAUGCCAGUUCUCAGGGUGGUGGGUUUGGUCAACCACUUGGGUAUCCUAGACAACAGCAGAGUACAUCUGGCCUAUAUAUGGCAACUCCUGAGCAGCGGCAUUGCAUACUUCCUGAUGCCCAUCCUUCUUCCCAUACAUAUGGACGGUCCCCCUUUCGAAGCCCUUACACAACUUACAUGCACGGCCCCUUCCAGCCACCUUCGCCGAGAACCAGUCCAUACUACUCCGGCUAUGUUUUCCCCCCUCCGUCGCCUGCCAUGGAACCCUCAGCUUUUGAUCAACCGUCAGCAUACAACUCGCCUUAUCAUGGGCAUGUAGUUCCUGUGAAUUAUCAAACUCAUCUACCACAAGCACCUCAUCCGUAUCCUUCUCCUGCAUACGGGUCUGCCUCACCAUCUAAUCAGAGUCUUCUAUAUAAGGUGCCUCAUGGUAGCAAUCGCAAUGCUAUUGCGCACCACAGGGACACCUACAAGACACAACUCGAUCACAUGGCUCGCGUUGCUCGUGAGGUAUGGAACGCUACUUCUGGUAUCAAGGACCUGCCAAACAGCAUCCGUGCUCACGUAUUGAUAUACCAUGUCGCCAUUACGACACAACAUCAGUUCAACAUUGAUGCUUCGGUUGCUCUUUUUGCAGACGGUCUAAAUAACCAUCCUCAAAUGAAGCCGAUGCGCGGCCUCAGCGGCCUGGUUUGCAAAUGUUGCACAAACGGGGAUAGUCCGAAACUACCAUUUCACCCGCGUAACCCAAAGUCAUACGGGUUCUCGGCAUUGUUGAGCCAUUUUCAAUCAUUGCAUAUGGAGCACGUCAAAAAUGGAACUGUCACCAUCCCAGAUGAUAGCAUGGUUGGCCUAGAUUGGAAAACGGACAUGAUAGCUCUUCCAGAUUUGUCUUCAUUGAAGUCGUUGUCGCAAAAUCCCGGUAUGGACGAUUUCAAGUUGCGGAUCAUUGCCCAAGCUUUACCAGAAGCUUUCCCGUCUUCAUUGCCGGCGCUUCCGCCAGAGACGUUCAUAACCAAGCGCUCUCCGGCCAUGCAUCAAGCAUAUGUCACAGACCGGCAGUCACAUUACCCUUCACCGACUCUUCACAACGCGAAAAAGGAAGAUUAUGCUUCUGCGUCGGUACCCCGUGCUGUCCCAGCAGACGGAGUUUCAGUGAGCUCUGUGUCAGAGGGAAUUCGUUUCCCGCCUGAUUCCCUCUCUCGGCGCAAUAGUCCAAACACUCUUCUCCGCCAUGAUGGCCGCGGUCAUGGCCUUGGCAAUCGCUACGUAACACGAUCUCCUCGUGCAGUGAUCUUGCGGUCACCUCGCUAUAUUCGUCUCCAGGACGAGUGGGUCUAUCGAGAAGACGACGUGGAUGAAGUGAGUUCGGAGCAUCAUGAUAGAUUCUAUAUACCGGUAUCAACGCGCUCAGCCAUGUCGGACCGAUCUGAUUAUCCCUAUAAAUCAGAGCAAUUCGAGUCGGAGAUACCAAUACAGCAACAGCGCGUUGAGAGACAGGCCAAUAUAAGUCGUCAAACAGGACAGUCGUCAGAAGGGUCGGUGUUCCCCAAGAAUGCUGCCACUCCACUCACCACCGAGCAUGAAGAUUCGAGGUCGAAUGCUGGGGAUAUGAGUGCCGCAGAACAAUUCUUAAGCACUUUCGUUCCAGGCCAGGAAUCGCAGGCUUCGGAUACAAGGAAUGACUCUGUGUCUGUUUCGAAACAUGAGCGUCACUGGCGCCCUAUGGGGGCAGGCGACGAUGUGUCGGAGCGUGGCGGCUUGACAUACUACGGAUCAGAUGAAUGGAAGCGAUGGGGUAGUCCCGGCAUAGUCAGAGCGCAUGAGAUUCCUCGAGAAAGCAGAGCAGAAUGGGUUGCCGCGCAGCGUACGCGAUCUCCUGAUGUGAUUCAACUGCGGUACGGACGCAAACUGUCUGGUGCUAUGGAGUCCAAACUGCCGCCAAGUCGAUUUGACAGAUAUGAGGCUUUGCGGCAAGAAUCCCUUCGGCCCAGAUCGAGGUCUCCGCCCUCUGCCGUCAAGGAAGAUAUACCCCGCGAUGUCCUCUAUUUUGAAGAUCAAGACCCGCGAUUGCAGCAGUCUCGCUUACUGCCUCAACACAUCAGUGACCCUGCUCACCGAUAUUCGAGGCUAGAAAGGGAGAGUUCUAUGUCUAGCAAUGCUCGACGGAAUGCGACCGGUUAUAGGCCCGCAGGAGUGAUUCGUGAGCCGGCAUAUUAUGAUGACACUAUUGAUUAUUGA